AUGGACGGCAGCUCCAAAGAGGCGCUGAUGGAGGAGGCACCUCCGAGGUACACGGCCUCCCCACGCCAGCCCUGCACCUCUCAGCUCACGAGCCUGCUGAUGGCGGCGGUGGUCAUGCUCAUCCUCACCGUGGUCAUCGUCACCUUCCUCCUGCUGGGGCUGCACAUCACUGAGACACACACUGAAGCGGUCCUGCAGAUGACCAUCCACGGCCUGGAUGGUGAAGGGACCCCCCAGCACCUCUCCUUGAGCAAGACAGAGCGGACCGGGACGUUCUCCGUGCGGGACGGGCUCAAUGCCUCUGCCAUGGUCAUCUAUGACUACAGCAAGCUGCUGGUCGGGUACAGGUCCUGGCGCCACAGCUCCUGCUGCAUCACCCGCAUGGACCCGGACAGCAUCCCGGGGCUGGACACCGUCACUGAGAGCUUCCAGCGGCGCCAGGUCAGUGCUGCUGUGCCCCUGGCUGACCGCUCCAUCCUGGGUACCAGCAUCAACAUCCUCUGCAGCACCGUCCCUGUGUACUGGGCAUAG
This is a messenger RNA of Melopsittacus undulatus (budgerigar), 531 nucleotides long. RefSeq names its product pulmonary surfactant-associated protein C-like. Bases 1 to 531 code for a protein of 176 amino acids. Gene Ontology annotation, cellular component: alveolar lamellar body; extracellular region. NCBI's taxonomy places the organism in Eukaryota, Metazoa, Chordata, Aves, Psittaciformes, Psittaculidae. Gene Ontology annotation, biological process: respiratory gaseous exchange by respiratory system. The record is from RefSeq and is a predicted model, not a curated record. The transcript has 5 exons.